AUGGAGAUUGGAGGAAAGCACUAUGGAGCAUUUAGAGAAGAAGAGAUUAUCCAUAUGCAAAACUUGGUGAAAAUUAUUGAGAAUGGAGCUAAUAAUGAAUUUGUAACUAUAUCAUUAUUCAAGAUAUUAAGCUCAAUGAUUAUAAAGUUAAAUCGACAAAUGAUGGAGAAUGAAAAGACAAAACGAGAACAACUCGAAGAGGUAGUUGGUGCUAUUAAUUUCUUGAAAAGUCGAGUGGAUGAAAGCAAUGAAGCAGUUCAGAGCAUUAUCAAUGAAGCUCCAAAAGAAAGAGUAAGAAGAGACCCAAUUAUUGAGAUGAAAACACUUGAAGCAAAAGAAAGUCAAGAGAAACAAGAAGUGAAAGGAGAGAUUGAAAUUAGUACAAGAGAAACGCUAGAAAGUUUUGGAAUUGGAAAGGAAAUUGAAGAGGUUAAAGAGUGGAUUGGAAAGAAAGAGUAUCGUACUAUCUACGAUUCUAGUGUUGAUGGAUUAACAUCAUAUGGUUUAAACGAUAAAAUUUGUGGAAAGAAGAAUGUGAUGGUAUUUAUUAAGACAAGUGAUGAGCAAAUUAUUGGGACAUAUAGCAGUGUGGUAAUUCCUACACCAAGUUAUGAAGGAGAAUAUUGUUUCAUAAGAAAUGAUAAAGAAUUCUUUAUUCUAAAGAAAGAAGGAGAACAUAUGAAACGAAUUGUUAAAAGAGAAAGGGCAGAAAAGAGUGACGCUAGCUUAAUGAUUCAUUGUUCAAUGGAUGAUGUGUUUUAUGUUUCAAGAGCUUUUUGUAUUAAAACAAAAGGGUCAUUUGUUCUUCCAGGAAUUAGUCAAGAAUAUGAAAUUGAAGAUUCAUUAGGAGAUGAUUAUUUAGUAGGAACACAUGAUCCAUCGAAGUUUGAUGUUAAGAAGAUGUAUGCCAUUGAAUGGAAUUAA
Entamoeba dispar SAW760 is the source of this 924-nucleotide messenger RNA. RefSeq lists its product as uncharacterized. The transcript has a single exon. NCBI's taxonomy places the organism in Eukaryota, Evosea, Mastigamoebida, Endamoebidae. The coding region runs from base 1 to 924 and encodes 307 amino acids. The record is from RefSeq and is a predicted model, not a curated record.